AUGUGUGAGCUCCACCCGUUGAAGUGCACCAACUGCAAGCGGGUCUGGACGGCAUACAAGAAGCUGGCCAGCUGCGAGAGCCAGGACCCGGGUGUCGAGUGCCCGCUCAGCCUCUGCAUGUGGGUGGGCAACCCCAAGAAGCCGACCAAGAGCGAGUGCGAUGCCUGCCGCGAGGUCCGAGAGAUGCUGGAGGAGUUUGAUGAGGAUAACCAGUAG
This is a messenger RNA of Neoarthrinium moseri, 216 nucleotides long. RefSeq lists its product as uncharacterized. The transcript has a single exon. The coding region runs from base 1 to 216 and encodes 71 amino acids. Lineage: Eukaryota; Fungi; Ascomycota; Sordariomycetes; Amphisphaeriales; Apiosporaceae. The record is from RefSeq and is a predicted model, not a curated record.